Molecule: messenger RNA, 2107 nt
Organism: Eurytemora carolleeae
Lineage: Eukaryota; Metazoa; Arthropoda; Copepoda; Calanoida; Temoridae
Exons: 2
Coding region: 394-1836 (480 amino acids)
Source: RefSeq, a predicted model, not a curated record
AGAAGUGUGAGUUUUAUUUCGGAGGAUGGUACUGAGUGGGGUCCCUAUCAAAGGAUUGCUACAACCUAUGACAACAUCAACAUUAAAGUUGUAAAUUUUGGCCUGGAAGCUCCCCCACCCUUUCAGACGGGGACACAGUGGAGGUACAAGAUAGCCUGGCAUGUGCCGACCAGCUCAGCAAUUCUACAGGCUGGACUCAUUAUAUCAGCCCCAAAACAGGAGAGAAGCAUAAACAUUAAGUUCUGGUCCAGUUCAGAUAGUUCAUCUGACUUUGUGACCUCUCAGCACCCGCUAGCUCUCUAUGUGGCGGUCAACCGGGAUCUUGCCCCCGUGCUGAACGCCCAAGUGGUCAUUUCUGUCACUGUUCUAACAGAAAACUCCACAGAGUUAAAAAUGCCACCAUUUAAUUUAUUCGAUAAUGGAAACGGAGAUCCCGAUAUCCAAGGUAGUGAUGGCAUAUAUUCUCGGUAUAUGACCGAGUAUCCAGCCAUUGGUCGAUACAUAUUUACCGUUACGGUCUCUGAUAACAGCGGAGAAGCUGUUUAUGUGACAAAGGCAUUGAAUGUUACUGAAAGAUCUUCUGGAAGCUUCUUGAAGUUUUCAAAUGAAGAGCUUAAAUCAAUGGGAGUAUUCAGUCGAAUGUUUAAUAUUCCUGGCCUAAAUUUGCUGCAGGUUCCAACUUCCGAUGACAUUGAUAGAAUGCCUCCUGGAAAAGUUGGAGAUCUUCAAAUUGAUGUUCUUCCCGCAUCCAUGAGCCUUCUAGCCACCUGGACAGCUCCUGGAGAUAAUUAUGAUUCUGGAAUAGUCCAGGGCUACAUAUUCUUCUUCUCAAACUCUAUCAGUGAACUUUUAGAUCCAACUCAAGAUGCUCCAAUCCUACUGGAGCUUGAUAGGUCAGAUACAGCUGGGGUUCACACCAGCUUCCAGUUUAAAUUUAGCUACGUUGAAGAGCAGUAUUAUAUUGGUAUAGUUGGGAUAGAUGCUGCAAAUAAUACCGGGAAGAUGUCUAAUAUUAUUCCUGUAAUCAUGCCAACCAUCAUUGCAGAUUCCAGUAAGACAGUUGAAGACAGGUCUGUUGAGAUGUCUUUAGAAGAAACAGACAGUGAUUGGACCAUGAUUGGAGCAUUAUGCGGAGCUAUUCUUCUUCUUGGACUUUUCCUUCUUGCGGGAAUUAUCUACUUUUUGAAAUUUGCCAAACCAAAGAAACCCAUUGUUAUCCCAGUGCAUGGCAGGGAUGAUGGCACUGACAGCAACUGUAGCACUGAUUCUAAAAACACCAGCAGUCAUAGGUUGAUGCCAGACAUUACAACAGUAGCUGGGACCCUCCCUUUAUUUCAGGCUCCACCCAGCACCCUCCCUGACUCCACCCCCACCUACUGGUCAGCUACACAGCUACUCACAGAGCAUGAACAGCGAGCGCUUAAUCUUUCCUACAGCGCUAUCCACAGUCCUAUGGAGACCAUUAGGGAGGAGUAUAUUGGAUAUCCAGAGGAAUUCCCUGAAUCCUCGAGACAUGAUCCGGGGAUCACAAAUUUGGGAUUUAGUCGGAACAACAACGGUACUCCCAUCCAUGGAGUCUUUACAACUCGGGAAGGAUCAAUAAGAUCCGGUAAAUACAGGCUUGAACCUGAGGAUCCAAGCCAUGAUCGACAUAGUGCCGCUAGUUCAAAUCUCUCAGAAUCUGUCAUCUCUGUCGGAUCAAAUCUCUUCCGCAGUAUGGGCAGUACUGAACCUGAGGGAGAACCUGUACGGUACAGUACAGCUGUUCAAACUACGGCACCUAGUACUACUGCAUCCAUGCGGUACAAUCGUACACGAAAUGUGAGUCUAGUCUAAAGAUAAAGCCAAAUCAAAUAACUCUGAUAAUAAGAUGAAAUUGAAGAUCUAUUCAAUGUCCCUUUCAACUCCAAUUCAACUCAAAACAUUAAAAAUGAUGAUCUAUCUGUACUGCAAUAUUGGAAUAAUAGUUAAUAAACUUUUUAGGAAUUUGAACUGCAACCCUAUGUGAACCUAAAUAAGGGUUCCUUGUUCUUAAAUGUGUAGCUUUCUGCAGUUGAUAAUACUAAGCUAUAUACUAGUACUUUUAAAUAAAUGAUUCUAAUAGCCA